UUUCUACUACUCCAUCAGACCAUGUAUCUACUCCACCAGGCUGUGUUGAAUGGUGAUACUGGCGAGGUGAGACGACUGCUGUGGGAUGGGAGAUAUGAUGUCAACUACAAGGAGUCUGCGAAUGGAUGGAGUCCUCUGCACCUAGCAGCGCUGAAAGGCAAUGCAGAUAUGGUGAAACUAUUCCUGGACAGCGGGGCUGAAGUUAAUGCGGAAGACUCGGGUGGCUGGACUCCUUUACAUGGGGCAGCGUAUGGAGGUCAUAAAAGCAUCGUAAAGCUUCUCCUGGAGCGUGGAGCUGAUCCUAAUAUUACGGAUAAGGAUAAACUAAGACCACAUGACUUGGCUGUAAAAACGAAACAUGAAUGCAUAAUGAUAAUGCUGCAGAGAUUUACUUCGCCGUUGAUUCAGACUCAUCUUCUCCAAAAAUUAAUUGCUACAAUAAGUGACCAAGUGUCUGUGAGACGUAUCCGGUUCCUGGGACGUAGGCUGGGAGUACCGGACNGGUUAUCUUUCCGUCGCCAGUAUGCUAUUCCAAUCAAGAUGCCAGGUGGCUGGACUCCUUUACAUGGGGCAGCGUAUGGAGGUCAUAAAAGCAUCGUAAAGCUUCUCCUGGAGCGUGGAGCUGAUCCUAAUAUUACGGAUAAGGAUAAACUAAGACCACAUGACUUGGCUGUAAAAACGAAACAUGAAUGCAUAAUGAUAAUGCUGCAGAGAUUUACUUCGCCGUUGAUUCAGACUCAUCUUCUCCAAAAAUUAAUUGCUACAAUAAGUGACCAAGUAUCUGUGAGACGUAUCCGGUUCCUGGGACGUAGGCUGGGAGUACCGGACAGCAAGCUGGACAACAUAAGGUCUCAGAAUCCAAACAAUGCACAGGAGGAAUCAUUCCAGAUUCUGAGGGAGUGGAUGAAAAGGUCAGCAGGGGCGACAGUCCAUAACCUGUUCAAGGCUCUGAAGGACCAUCAGUUGAACGCAUGUCUUGACCAUGUCAAGAAUGAAUAUCUUACCCUAAGUAAAGAAAUAUUGGCCAAGUCGGAUGAUGAGUUCAGCACGUUUUGUGCUUCUCUCGAGUAUACAGAUGGUAUCACAUUAUCUGCUAUGAAGAAGAUAAAUAUGGGAUGUUACGUCUCUGAUGACAUGAGAUAUAUGGGUUUGCCCCUUACAAGGUACAACGCCAAUUCCAAAGAGCGCAUGGCCUUGUACCGCCUUGAAUGGAAUGGCAACUACGAGAUUCCGGCUUCGUACGCACGGAGGGCUGUCGUUAGUUGA
Messenger RNA from Lingula anatina, 1266 nucleotides. RefSeq names its product ankyrin repeat, SAM and basic leucine zipper domain-containing protein 1-like. Lineage: Eukaryota; Metazoa; Brachiopoda; Lingulata; Lingulida; Lingulidae. The record is from RefSeq and is a predicted model, not a curated record.